AUGGUGGAUUCAAAGCGGGAUCCAAGCGUAGGCUGGUCUACUUGUCUACGACGAUUAGACACAGUUAUGGACGAAGCGCUUCUCGCGAUUAUAAAUGCAGGCCAAGCACAGGAAAAGCCGCUAAGUCGCCGGACCAGCGAAUCUCAGCGGAGGAGUCGGCGGGGCGGCCGGAGGGAUAGCGAUAGCGAAGAGGGCCAGUCCGGCUCUGAAGACGAUGAUCUGUUGUCGGAGGAUGAAGAGUGGGCAGAAGUGAAGACUUGGGACCCCGAGACGUUGAUGGGGGACGAUGCGGACAGACAAAGACUCACGCAAAUGUCUGAGCUCGACCGUGAGGCGAUUCUGGCUGAACGAAAGAGCAAAUUCGAAAGAAUGAGGGAGCGGUUAGAAGUCAAACGAAUGUUGAAGCGGCGAAUGAGUGGGCAAACGAAAAGUAAGCGACAACAAGAUGAUGAUGGGCCCCGCCCGUCUAAAAGACAAACAACAGAGAAGGCCAAAUGGGGCGAUUCCAUGGCAAGUUUGCGAAGAGAACGGGAAAAAAAGAGAGCUGGCGUGAAGGACGAAGGGGAGGGGCGCAAGGAGCGGAGACGGGAACGUUCUCUAAGCUUUAGUGGAAGCGACGCAGAAGAGGGUGAAGUGAAGGGUUCACUUGACGAGGACGAGCGAGCGACACAGGAGGUGGACAAGCGAGUCCGCACUCUUCCCACCUUUAAUGAGGUCGUCUCAAUACAAGUGACGCGGUCGGAAUUGGUGGACUGGGCAUUUGCGCCUUUUUUUGAGAAAACUGUUCAAGGUUGCUUCGUUCGGUAUGGAUUGGGCCAAGACCCGAAAGAUUCUACUCGAAAUGUCUAUCGAGUCUGUCUGAUUGAUGAAAUCCGUCAAGCAUCUAAGACAUAUCCUGUUGAUGGAAAGCCAGUACAGAAAGUUGCGCUCAUGAGCCAUGCCAAGGCGCGCAGAGAGAACUCAUUUCAUAAAGUCUCAAACGGUCGGAUUACAGAGGCUGAGUAUCAACGUUGGGCGGACACAAUGAAAUACGAGAACGCCGCAGACAUUCCUAUUGGACACAUCCAACGCAAACGAGACGAUUUACAACGUGCCCGGGAAUAUGUUUUGAGCAGUGAGGAAGUGGCCCGAAUAGUGGAGCAAAAGAAGGCUCUUAACAAGAUGCCGGUUAAUAUUGCUUCUGAGAUCACGGAAUUGAGGAGGCGGGUAGAGUAUGCAAAGUCGACUGCGAAUUCGGAUGAGGAAGCAAAGCUGCAAAAGCGUCUUGAACAUUUGCUGUCAAUGCUGACAUCGAAAGCAAAUAAGCCGGAAACGCCCAGUCGCGUCCGAAACGGCGUGGAUGAAAAGCCUUCCAGGUCAACACCGGAAGUUAAGAUUCCUUUGGUUCGCGUUAACAGUUCGGCUCGCUUGAAAGAAUGUAGCGUAUCGAUGAUCACAAAUGAGUGGGAUGCACAGUUUGCGUUCGAUCCAAUUUUGGAUGAAAUAGAUAUUGAUGAAUUUUGACCGACGUGGUUUAUGAUCUGGAGCAGGCUAAUUGCCAGUGCAUAGAUAAAUCAAAAACUGAGCUAUUACAGAUUCAGAUAUUCAAAAUAAACAUGAUGUACACAAAAAUGGAUUAAACUUGGUAAGUUCCGUGCACCGACAAUCUUAGGGUCCGCUCCCACUUCUCAAAUUACAAUAUCCUAUCGAUCUCAUCAUCGUGAGGGGCGGUGCCAGUUUCUAGCAUGGGCUC
Molecule: messenger RNA, 1732 nt
Organism: Spizellomyces punctatus DAOM BR117
Lineage: Eukaryota; Fungi; Chytridiomycota; Chytridiomycetes; Spizellomycetales; Spizellomycetaceae
Exons: 11
Coding region: 1-1503 (500 amino acids)
Cellular component (GO): Cdc73/Paf1 complex
Molecular function (GO): DNA binding; RNA polymerase II C-terminal domain phosphoserine binding
Source: RefSeq, a predicted model, not a curated record